Messenger RNA from Thalassophryne amazonica, 1652 nucleotides. RefSeq names its product cytochrome c oxidase assembly protein COX15 homolog (gene cox15). Bases 97 to 1320 code for a protein of 407 amino acids. The record is from RefSeq and is a predicted model, not a curated record. The transcript is spliced from 9 exons. Gene Ontology annotation, biological process: heme A biosynthetic process. Gene Ontology annotation, molecular function: oxidoreductase activity, acting on NAD(P)H, heme protein as acceptor. Gene Ontology annotation, cellular component: mitochondrial inner membrane. Lineage: Eukaryota; Metazoa; Chordata; Actinopteri; Batrachoidiformes; Batrachoididae.
CUAUGGUAGUAGCAUGAUUGCUUGAAAACAGCUUUUAUCUUUAAUUUCUAUCCGUGUUGCAGGACCAGCUCUUUGGCGAUAAAGGGACACACAAAGAUGUUACUGUAUUCAUUACGGACGGCUAUUUUUUGCGGCAGCCGAGAUGCUGGAAAGCUCUUUAAACAUAGCAAUCGGAGUCCACUGUUGCGACAGUGGCUCAUGAAGAGACACCAGAACACAGCCAGAGGUCAGACAGGUCCCUCUUCCAACUCAGUAGCUGUUACUGUUCCCAACGCAGCUACAAAUCGGAUUGUAGGUCGCUGGCUACUUGGCUGCAGCGGGCUGGUAGUUGGAGCAAUCGUCUUGGGAGGUGUUACAAGACUAACAGAAUCAGGGCUUUCCAUGGUUGACUGGCAUCUGGUGAGGGAGAUGAAGCCCCCGCAGUCACAAGCAGAGUGGGAAGCUGAGUUUUCCAAGUACCAGCAGUUUCCUGAAUUCAAAAUAUCGAACCGUGACAUGACACUGGCAGAGUUUAAAUUUAUAUUCUACAUGGAGUGGGCUCAUCGUAUGUGGGGCAGGCUGGUUGGACUGGCGUACAUUCUACCCACCGUCUACUUCUGGAGGAAAGGAUACUUCACCCGUUCGAUGAAGGGACGAGUGCUGGGGCUUUGUGGAUUUGUCUUCUUCCAGGGUCUUCUGGGUUGGUACAUGGUAAAAAGUGGCCUUGAGGAGAAACCAGAGUGUUAUGACAUACCCCGUGUCAGUCAGUAUCGUCUGUGUGCUCACCUUGGAUCAGCAUUACUGCUCUACAUCGCCAGUCUGUGGACGGGACUGACCAUGCUGCUCCCUGCACGCAAGCUGGAAGAAACCAAGCAUCUCGUCCAGCUCAGGAGGUUUGCUAAGGGGGUUGGUGGACUUGUCUUCCUCACUGCUCUUUCAGGUGCUUUUGUUGCUGGUUUGGAUGCUGGGCUUGUUUAUAAUACGUUCCCUAAAAUGGGAGAUCGAUGGAUUCCAGAUGAUCUUCUCGCUUUCUCACCCAAUGUCAUCAACGUGUUUGAAAACCCCACAACUGUUCAGUUUGACCACAGAAUUUUGGGGGUUACCUCGUUGGCAGCAAUCACAGGUCUGUAUCUAUACUCAAGAAGGAUGAUUCUGCCGAGCCGGGCGAAGAUUGCAAUCAGCCUACUUGCAGCAGUGGCUUAUGGACAGGUCGCUCUUGGUAUCAGUACCCUCUUACUUUAUGUUCCCACUCCAGUGGCAGCAACCCACCAGUUUGGCUCUGUGGCACUUCUUUCACUGGCCAUUUGGGUCCUGGCAGAGCUUCGCAAAGUCCCCAAAUAAGUGUAUUUAUUUCUUUUCAAGGACACAUUCUGCUAGCCCUGUGUUGGGCUUCCAAGAGACAUUGUGAAGGAGUUGUUCAAAAGAAAAAGGGAAGCACUAAAAAUAAAUGUUAUUUCCUCUUUCAUAUUGAACUGCAUGUGCAUCUGUCGUAGCACAUGGUGCUUAGCAUCACAUGUGAACAACAUGCUGUGGAAAGCAAAUAUUUCACCAAAGUGCCAUUUGAAUGUUGUGCUUAAAAAUGUUGAACAUGUUAAAAUUAUUAGUGAAGAAAUAACUCUAUGGAUGCUUGUUGCACUGAAUUAUCGUGACCAAAAAUGCAGAAAACUAUGAAU